UUUGUACUUGGAGAUAUUACACUCAUUAAUUUGGGAUUUUUUUUUGUUUGUUUUUUCUGUUUUCAUACAAGAAUAUUAACUCAAGCUAAAAGCUGUAUUUCAUAUCUAAUUGUGUAGAUUGUGACUAGUAUUUAAUACUCCCUUCUGUCUACUGAAAAACACAUUUCUCCUGUUUGUGAUAAGAUGUGAUUAAAUGCUUUUCUAUGUAGUUAGAUAAAUAUCAUACUUUAGAUGUACCAUACACUUUUACAAUCUACCUUGAUUAAAUAGAAAAGGAAGCAUUUUCAUACAUGACUAUUUUUGCUUUUGGUAAUAAAUGUGCAUUCAGAUGUUGAUAAAAUCCCGUACAUUUGUUGUUAGGGUUAGUUAUUUUUAUCUUGUGUGUUAUAUUCAUCAUGUCAUAGUAAUUCUUUGUUCUUAGGAAUAAACGAUUUGAUACUGUGUAGUAUAAAAUUGAUAUAAUAAUUACUAUAAAUGAUAAUUAAAAUACUAUAACAUAGAAUUAUUUGAAGAAAUACUGUGCCCAAAAACACACAAAUUAUGACAAGUACAGAUGUUUAACUUGUGUCUGUUAUGAUAUUAAUUUGUUGCUAACACUGACUCGUAACAUCUGAGAGACAUUGAUCCUUUUAUUGCCUAUUUUCUUUGACAAGAUUAAAGGGUUCCUUUGCUGAGAGUGACAGCUGAGAGUGACCGUCAUCGUUGAUCCAUUGCCCUCAACCUUCACAGAGCAGUAUCACCACAUCACCUACACACACACAAUCACCACAUCUUCAUCUAUUUAUCAAAUAUCAUUUUAUAUAUAAGAUUAUAUUAGGUUGUCUUAGAUUAGUUUACGUUACAUUAGGUGGUUUAGGUUUAGGUCAGUUUUACAAGCAUUUCUCUUGUUGUUUUUCUCUUGUUUUUAUCUUCCAUCAGCAGGAUGCCAAGGAAGUCGAGGCGGUCUGUGGUGUUGAAGCAGCGCUGGAGGAAGCUCAACCUGGAGGAGCUGAGGUCUUCCCCCACCCCCCCGGAGACGGUGUCCCCCCUGGCUGGAGAGGAGCCUUCCAGAGGGUCAAGGACCAAGAGGACCAGGGAGACCCACCCCCCCUGCUCCCGAGCUCCAGUCGGCAACGCAGUUGGAUCUUCACCCCCAGCCAAGCCUUUCUGGAGCCCGGAGGAUGUGCAAGUUCGUGCACGCCGCGGUACCGGUUACCGCCAUCGGGUGAAGACGUGGCCAACUUCGAAGCUCACUGGACGGAGCCACAAGUUGGUCAUCCCACCGGAGUCUCCUGGCAAGCAGUUUGUUCUGAUUGUUGGGGACUCCCAUCUCCGGGCCAUCGUGGACCGCUUCGCCAAGAUGCCAGAAGGAAAGUUUUCUUUUGGUAUCAUGUCGACCCCUGGGGCCCAUGCUUCUCAGCUGCGCACUGAGGUCCUACACGCUAAGGUUCCUCAAGACCCUGAUGCUGUUUGUGUUCUUGCUCCUAGCAACAACCUGACCGCGAGCAGGACCGUCGACGAGGCAGCCGUCGACUACGCCCGAUUCCUCACCGCUGUGAGGAGCCGCUGGUCGAAGGUCUUUGUGGUGGACUUUCCUCCCCGCCUGAACGAGGAUGAGGAGCACCAGAGGGCCCUUCGCCAUGCGUACCAUCGCGUGACAGCUCGUAUGGGUUUGAGGUACUUCUCUGCGGAGGAGUACUUCCCCCGUACGUGCUUGGAUCUGUGGAGCAGAGACGGCGUUCACCUGAGCGACCGUGAGGGGAUGGGGAUUCUCACCCAGCUGCUGUGGGCCUCCACGGAGCAGUUCCUCGAGACACCACCACCACCUCCACCUCCCCCGGUGUCUCCUACUCCUUCACAGCCGCUUAGGAAGGUUUCUCCUAAGCUGGUUGUGAAGGGAGAGGUACGUGCUCCUCUGUCUCCUGACCCCUUCCAGUGGAAGGUCGUUGGUCAGAGCAGCAAGCCGCAGGUUCCUGGUCCGGCCAGCGUGGCUCAGCAGCAGGAGAAGGAGUCCUUCCUUCCACUGAACCCACGGUGGUUCAGUAGCACGACCCUUUGUGCUAUGGAGGAAGUGUCUCCUUCUCAGCUGUCUGACGUGGUGGACGUCCCAUCUCCUCCAGCGCGCAAGAAGGUGGCCUCCCCAGUGGCAGCCAGGCAUCAUAGGACCACGGAGAGACGCCCCCCCCGCCACCAGUCUCCUGUGAACAACCAGGUUGGAUCCCCUCCAGCCAGGCUGUCACGGAGACUGGAGGACGACGGCCCCUCCAGCCCGGUUCCUCGGUCCAGGACCACGGAUGGAACACCCCCCCGCACCCAAACUUCAGUGACCAACCUGGUUGGAUCCCCUCCAGUCAGGUUGUCCUGUAGUUUGGGUGAUCCGGCGACCCCCUGCUGUUCACCGGUUGCGAAGAUGGCCAGGCUGAAGACCCCUUCACCGGCUGGACUGUCCCAGACCAUUAAAGCUGCAGCCUAUCACUCUCCUCGCCCAGCUAAGUUCACAAAUACUGCCUGGACACCUUCAUCGACCUGCUGGCCCUGGAUCAUCGAUGAUGGGCUCUCCACCUCUCAUUCGCCUUCCAAAGAGUGUACCAGGAGCUGUGGUCCUCUCCGGCUACGCUAAUCUUAGCUAAUGUAGUGUAGGAGUGUCAGAGAGAUGCAGACCAAGCUGCAUGUCAAACCAGGUGCAUAACAAAGAUGAUCCAGUGAGAAGGACCCUCUCUCCAGCAAAGACAACAACCCAGAAGAAAAUAAGGGAAGUAAUAUUUCAUUAAAUUCUCAGCUUUCACUUAAAUUGUUUACAUCAGUCUUUUGAACCUGUAACUAAUUUAUGCCUUUUAAAUCUGGUAAAAUUUAUACAGACUACAAGAAGAGGACCUCCAGAGGACUGCAGCAACAAUAAGGGAAGUAAUGUUUCCUUUAAUUCUCAACUUUCACUUCAAAUGUUUCCAUCAGUCUUUUGAACCUGUAACUAAUUUAUGUCUUUUAAAUCUGGCAAAAUGUAU
Acanthopagrus latus (yellowfin seabream) is the source of this 2981-nucleotide messenger RNA. RefSeq lists its product as uncharacterized. The transcript is spliced from 19 exons. The record is from RefSeq and is a predicted model, not a curated record. Lineage: Eukaryota; Metazoa; Chordata; Actinopteri; Spariformes; Sparidae. Bases 923 to 2599 code for a protein of 558 amino acids.